ACACACAGCUUUGUUUUUUAAACUCCUCCGUCCUCCUUAUUUCCGUUACCGUCACCGUCCACCUCUGUUACUCCCAUCCUCACCGUUCAUCUCCCUCCCGAUCCACCUCCCCGCCGUUAACCGUUAUGAAGCACUCCGUCAACGGCUCCUUCUCCCCGAGAUCCUCCCGUCCUUCCCCGCCGUCUCUUCCCCGAGAAGACUGCUGGAGCGAGGAAGCGACGUUCACGCUAAUCCAAGCCUGGGGCUCUCUCUACCUCAGCCUCAGCCGCGGCAACCUCCGUCAGAAUCACUGGCGCGAGGUCGCUAACGCCGUCAACGACCGUCACUUCAACGCCGGCCGUAACGUCUCCGCCGCGAAAUCUCAGCCGUACCGCACCGACGUCCAGUGUAAAAACCGGAUCGACACGUUGAAGAAGAAGUACAAAGUCGAGAAAGCUAGGUCUUCCGGCGGCGGCGGCGGCUCCGGCGGCGGUGAUGGUGGCUCCGGCGGUGGUGGCGGUGGCGGCUACGUCAGCACGUGGCCGUUCUUCACCGAUCUCGAUGACCUUCUCGGAGAAACCUUCCCUCCGGCGACUACUCCGUCGCUGCCGAUGACGGUUGUUCCGGUUCCGGUGGCUCCACGAUCGGCGAUCCCGCGACGUCCGGCGCCGGCGCCGGCGAUUAUGAGAAUCGGAGGGGAGAAUAUGCUCGGAUGUCGCGGGAAUCUGAACGCGUUCGCGGCGGCUGCGGCGGCCGCCGCGUACGAGGAUGAUUCGGAUGGGUCAAGGUGGAGAUGGAGCGGAGGAGGGAAGAGGAAGCGUGAAGGUGAAGGUUACUGGGAAGUAGCGGAAGCGAUAGAGAGGCUUGGGGAGAUAUACGAGAGGGUGGAGGAGAGGAAGAGGAAGGAGAUGUUGGAGUUGGAGAAGCAGAGGAUGAGGUUCGCUAAGGAGCUGGAGUGUCAUAGGAUGCAGCUGUUCACGGAGAUGCGUCUUCGUCUUCGUAAGCUCAGGCGUUCCAGAGUUCCGACAUCUUCCGCUCUUGAGUAUGGGAUGAUGGGUUUGCCAAGUUACUUGUAAGGGUAGGCUCCUUUUAUUUCUUGCCUUCACCUUUGACAACUCUCUUCUCUCACAACCAGCAUCAAUUGGUCUUGUCUAAAGAGCCUUAUGUAAAUCCUUGGUGUUUUUGCUUUCAGUUCUUGGUACGUUUUUGGUUUUGUGCUUGUGAUUAUUAUACAUGAGUGAUGAAGUUUGUGAUUGUAGCCAUUGAUGAACAAAGAAGAAGCCAUCCUGUAUAAAUUAUAAGAUUUUUGUAUCUUUUCAAAGCACAAGAAAAU
This is a messenger RNA of Eruca vesicaria subsp. sativa (arugula), 1312 nucleotides long. NCBI's taxonomy places the organism in Eukaryota, Viridiplantae, Streptophyta, Magnoliopsida, Brassicales, Brassicaceae. The record is from the annotation of a GenBank genome assembly.